Molecule: messenger RNA, 1429 nt
Organism: Sodiomyces alkalinus F11
Lineage: Eukaryota; Fungi; Ascomycota; Sordariomycetes; Glomerellales; Plectosphaerellaceae
Product: alkaline proteinase
Exons: 3
Coding region: 40-1245 (401 amino acids)
Biological process (GO): proteolysis
Molecular function (GO): serine-type endopeptidase activity
Source: RefSeq, a predicted model, not a curated record
UCCACAUCCCCUUUUGCCGAUCAUCUCCAGUAGAACAAAAUGGUCGGCUUCAGAAAGCUCGCCGUACUAGCCGGCCUACUUGCACCCUUUGGUGCUGCUGCUCCUGUCGAGUCUGCUCCGGUCGACAUCGAUCACAAGUUCAUCAUCACCUUGAAAUCAAACAUUUCAGAGGCCGAUAUCCAGUCCCACCUCUCCUGGGUCGAGCAAGUUCAUAAGCGUAGCCUUGGUCGUCGCGAUCUUGCUGGCCUCGAGAAGACCUUCAAUAUUGCCGACUUUCAUGCCUACUCCGGGACAUUCGACGAUGAGACCAUCGACGAGCUCAAGAACAAUCCCGAGGUCGUCUCCAUCGAGCCGGAGCAGAUCUACACUCUGAGUGACUUUGUCAGCCAGCCCAACGCCCCCUGGGGGCUGGCCACCCUUUCGAGCCGUCGACCCGGCGCCAGUACCUACUGGUACCACGACUCGACCGGCAGCGGCACAUAUGCCUACGUCGUCGACAGCGGCAUCCACAUCCAACAUGCAGACUUUGGCGGCCGUGCUGCCCGCGGCUACAACGCCGCCGGCGGUGCCUUUGAGGACUCUCUCGGCCACGGCACCCACGUUGCGGGUAUUAUCGGCGGCACGACGCAUGGCGUUGCCAAAGCCGCACGUCUUAUUGACGUCAAAGUCUUCAUUGGACCCAGCACGAGUACCUCGGUCAUUUUAUCCGGUAUCAGCUGGGCCGUGAACGAUGCCCUGACGAACAACCGUGCUUCUCGCUCCGUUAUCAAUCUCUCCCUCAGCGGCCCUCUCUCCGCUGCUUGGAACAACGCCAUCAAUGCCGCCCACUCCGUCGGCGUCCUGAGCGUUGUCGCGUCCGGAAACGACGACGUCCUCGCUAGCACCCGCUCCCCCGCCUCGGCCGUCAACGCCUUGACCGUGGGUGCCAUCGAUUCGACCUGGACCGAAGCCUCGUUCUCCAACUAUGGCAGUGCCGUCGAUAUCCUUGCUCCUGGUGUCGAUAUCCGUUCCCUUACCACCGGUACUAGCACGGGGACUAGGCUGGGUUCAGGCACCUCUAUGGCGGCACCACACGUUGCUGGCCUGGCCCUGUACCUUGCUGUUCUUGAGAACAUCAACUCCCCUAACGCUUUGAAGGCUCGGAUUCACCAACUUGCAACGGUCGGCGCCGUUAGAAGACUGAAGCCUGGCUCGCCUAACCUUAUUGUUUACAAUGGUAUCGCUCUAAGGGGCGCGCUGGUGUGAAUAAAGGGGGAAGGGGCAGUGCCCAUCGUUCUACAAAUUUUUUGUUUUUCCUCAGGUAAAUCCAGACCAGGACGGGUCUGUUCGUCUGGAGGUUGAAAGUGAGACUUGCUUUGAUGACACUAAGAUAGUAUUUCAUCGUUGUCACCUACAACUUGGAUGGCGCCGUGGGGCUCUUGAUCUCGAC